AUGCUGCCUCGGCGUGAGCAGCACCGGCUGCAGUUGCGGGAGGUGAUCAAGGAGUUUCAGAGAUUCCCAGGGGAUGUUGGCUCCUCAGAAGUGCAGGUUGCACGGCUAACACGCAAGAUCCAUGACCUGGCAGAGCACCUGAAGGUGCACCGCAAGGACCACAGCUCCAGGAGAGGUCUGCAGGGCUUGCUGAGUCAGCGUCGCAGUCUCCUCCAGUACCUGCGGCGGAGCAACUUUGACACCUAUGCCAUGACCAUCAGCAAGCUGGGCCUCAAGGACAACUACGCACAGAAUGACAGGUUCACCGUGCGCUACAAGCCCCUGGACUACGAGUGCCUGGUGGAGUUCAUCGCCGUCACACCGACGGCACGCGGGCAGGGCGUCGGCACCGCCCUCCUGCGCUGGGCAGAGGAGGUGGCCGUGGCCGGGCUGUUGCAGCGCUGGCCCCUCUCCGUGAGGGCCAUGGGUCACAUCACCAUGACUCUGUGGGUGGCAGCAGACAACGCGCCGGCCACCAGCAUGUAUGCGCGCCAGGGGUACGCCACCACUUCGCGCACCGACUGCGGGGUCUGCGCCUGCCUGCACGCCCGGCUUCUCACCAGCUUCCUGGGGCACCCAGUGUGGGCCCACAUGUCGCGCCAGGUGCCCGUCCCCCCGGAGGCGCUGGCCGCCCUGCCGCCGGCGGCCAUGGCGCGCGGCGGGGCGUCGGCGCGCGAGGAGCUGGUGGAGGUCAGCCUGCACAGCUCCAGCGCCGGCGCCGGGAAGACUGCCGCGCCGGGCCCCCUGCUGGCGGCGGCCCUCAAGCGCCGCCAGGGCUCUGGCGGUCAGGAGAUCGCGCUGACGGAGCAACGCAUCGGGGCCCUGGCCGGCGUGAGGCAGGUGUCGGGGGCGGUGGGGCCCUCACCCUCCCCCUCCCGCGCCUGGACCAGCGGCAGCGAGGACCUCCCCGCCGCACCACUGGUGCUGUACGGGGGGGAGGGCCGCGGCGGUGGCCAGUCGGAGGGUGGAGGCGGCACCGCAGCGCCCGUCACGGGCUGGUCCGAGGGGUUGGGUGUACCAAUCGAAGACACCCCGGAGCCUGGUGCGUUCCCAGACCCUGUGCUGGCCCUGCCCCGCAGUGAACACGGCUCGUGGUGUUGA
Auxenochlorella protothecoides is the source of this 1140-nucleotide messenger RNA. RefSeq names its product 37S ribosomal protein S28, mitochondrial. The record is from RefSeq and is a predicted model, not a curated record. Gene Ontology annotation, molecular function: structural constituent of ribosome; acyltransferase activity, transferring groups other than amino-acyl groups. Gene Ontology annotation, biological process: translation. The transcript has 4 exons. NCBI's taxonomy places the organism in Eukaryota, Viridiplantae, Chlorophyta, Trebouxiophyceae, Chlorellales, Chlorellaceae. Gene Ontology annotation, cellular component: ribosome. The coding region runs from base 1 to 1140 and encodes 379 amino acids.